AUGCUCUUAAGCUGCAAAAGGCCAGUGACGACAGAGGAGCUUCUUGAACCCCUUUUCAAGCGCACUCGGCAUGAUGUCUUCAUGGCAGGGCCGGAGGAGCAUGCACUGACGGCCGCGCAGGAGGCUUCCGCUUGCGAUGCCGACUUUGUGGAAGCUGCAGCAGCCGCGAUUGAAGAAGCAGAGUAUCGUCGGAUGCCUGAUGAUGUACAGGAUCAGCCCGCGCUGAAGCGGCUUCGUGGCAUGAUCGAAGGGCCAAGUAGCACGGCCGCCUCUUCCAAUGAGGGCGGUGUGAACAAAGAUGAGGCUUUGGUUCGGCAAUGGGCUGAAGACCUGGUUAAGUCGCUUCACGGUUGCCCGUCGGUUGAGCAGGCUGUGCAACGAUGCAGUGCUGCUUUGACAGGCUUCGGAUCAGAGGUACGUUCAAGUACCUUGCGUGAGGCAGAAGAACUACGGGAAGAGCUGCGCCCGAAUGCUGUAGAGGCAGAGGCGACGUGCUCACGCCUCCAGCACACGAACAAGGUCCUGCUGAAGGCGGUUCAUCACUUGGCCGGCCGAUGUCGCAAGCUUGAAGGUAGCUCAAGUGAGGUGCAGUCACUGCGACAGGCUUUGGAGCAGUCGCAGGAAACACAACGAAAGCUGCAGCACUCGAACCAAGUUCUCCAGGAGCACCUGAAGGUGCACUUGAACGUCUGUCAUCUGGCCUAA
Molecule: messenger RNA, 705 nt
Organism: Symbiodinium sp. CCMP2592
Lineage: Eukaryota; Dinophyceae; Suessiales; Symbiodiniaceae
Source: the annotation of a GenBank genome assembly